Messenger RNA from Drosophila erecta, 1774 nucleotides. Its product is annotated as SOX domain-containing protein dichaete. Gene Ontology annotation, molecular function: DNA-binding transcription factor activity, RNA polymerase II-specific; RNA polymerase II cis-regulatory region sequence-specific DNA binding. The record is from RefSeq and is a predicted model, not a curated record. The transcript has a single exon. NCBI's taxonomy places the organism in Eukaryota, Metazoa, Arthropoda, Insecta, Diptera, Drosophilidae. Bases 300 to 1448 code for a protein of 382 amino acids. Gene Ontology annotation, biological process: anatomical structure morphogenesis; positive regulation of transcription by RNA polymerase II; cell differentiation.
UGCUCGCACUUCGUGUUUAACUCUCUUCCGAGAGAAACGGGAUUUGGUUGCAGUCGUGUACGCCGCACUGGAACACUACUGAAAUCAGUCACAAAAAAGCAGUCGAUCCGAGCAGAAGCAUAGCAAGAGCAAAGCAGAAGCAAAGGCAAAAGCAAAAGCAAGACAGUAAUUGACAUAGAGACAAAGACAAAAAUCUGAGAAAUCACAGUUGAACCACAUACAGACAUAUUGUGUUCUGGAAAGUGAAGUGUUGAUCUUGAAAGAAGCGAAAGUUAAACAAAGUGUUCAAAAUAGCUGGAAUGGCCACCUUAUCGACGCACCCCAAUUACGGUUUCCAUUUGGGCCAGGCCCAGGGCUUGGAGGACUACGCCCAGCAAAGUCAGCUCCAGCUGAGUCCCGGCAUGGACAUGGAUAUCAAGCGUGUGCUGCACUACUCCCAAAGCCUGGCGGCCAUGGGCGGAUCGCCCAAUGGACCCGCCGGCCAGGGUGUGAACGGAUCCACGGGCAUGGGACACCACAUGUCCAGUCACAUGACCCCGCACCACAUGCACCAGGCGGUCUCCGCCCAACAGACCUUGUCGCCCAACAGUUCCAUCGGAUCCGCCGGCAGUCUGGGCAGCCAGAGCAGCCUGGGCAGCAAUGGCAGUGGUCUGAACUCCAGUUCCGGACACCAGUCCGCCGGCAUGCACAGUCUGGCCACAUCGCCGGGUCAGGAGGGUCACAUCAAGCGUCCGAUGAACGCGUUCAUGGUCUGGUCCCGCCUGCAGCGUCGUCAGAUCGCCAAGGAUAAUCCCAAGAUGCACAACUCCGAGAUCUCCAAGCGCCUGGGUGCCGAGUGGAAGCUGCUGGCCGAGUCCGAGAAGCGACCAUUCAUCGACGAGGCCAAGCGCUUGAGGGCCCUGCACAUGAAGGAGCACCCGGACUACAAGUACCGGCCACGCCGCAAGCCCAAGAACCCACUGACCGCUGGACCCCAGGGUGGACUGCAGAUGCAGGCCGGCGGCAUGGGUCAACAGAAGCUGGGCGCUGGACCGGGCGCUGGAGCCGGGGGCUACAAUCCCUUCCAUCAGCUGCCGCCAUACUUCGCACCCUCACACCAUCUGGACCAGGGCUAUCCAGUGCCGUACUUUGGAGGAUUUGACCCACUGGCCCUAUCGAAAUUGCAUCAAUCGCAGGCAGCGGCGGCGGCGGCGGUCAACAAUCAGGGUCAGCAGCAAGGACAAGCCCCGCCCCAAUUGCCGCCCACCUCGCUGAGCAGCUUCUACUCGGGCAUUUACUCCGGCAUCUCGGCACCCUCGCUGUACGCCGCACACUCCGCCAAUGCCGCCGGACUCUACCCAUCCUCGUCCACCUCCUCGCCGGGAUCAUCGCCCGGAACCAUCACGCCAAAUGGCAUGGACGGAUCCAUGGACAGCGCCCUGAGGCGACCGGUUCCGGUGCUCUAUUAGAGCCGCGUUUUAGGGUAGAGUACAGAGUAGAGUACAAUUGUUGACGCAUUCCCAAAGUGAUCCACUGGUUUUAAAUCUUCAAAAGCUCUAAGUAAGCCAAUCCUCCAAACCACUCCGCUUAAUUCUAGUACAAUCUUCGCGCACUUCAAAUCUAGAGACUAAGGAAGGCAAACACACACACAAAACAUUCCUAGCCAAUACACAAACUAUAAAUUAUAAUUUAUUUAGCGCACUCACUACACCGCAAAGAAAAUGGAAAAUGAAAGAAAAAACGUAAUUGUAAAUUAAUUUUAUUUAGUUUUAAGCAUUGAGCGAGCGCCACCUCC